This is a messenger RNA of Sander lucioperca (pikeperch), 1075 nucleotides long. It is a transcript of the gene scp2b, whose product is annotated as sterol carrier protein 2b. The record is from RefSeq and is a predicted model, not a curated record. The transcript has 5 exons. Lineage: Eukaryota; Metazoa; Chordata; Actinopteri; Perciformes; Percidae. Gene Ontology annotation, cellular component: cytosol. Bases 44 to 472 code for a protein of 142 amino acids.
GUUAAAACUGCGGCACUCUCUGUUCACCUACCGUUCUAGCAAAAUGCCUGAAAUACUGACACCAAGGAUUCAAGCAAUUCAUUCAAGCAACACUAGUGCUAGUAACAGACUGGAGGGGUUCAAGGCACAUGCUGUGUUCCAGGAAAUAAACAAGAAGCUCCAGGAGGAAGGGGAGCUGUUUGUGAAAAAGAUUGGGGGAGUGUUUGCCUUCAAAGUAAAGGACGGCCCAAAUGGACAGGAGGCAACUUGGUUUGUGGAUGUGAAAAACGGCAAAGGCUGUGUUCACAAUGACGCAGCUAAGAAAGCAGAUUGCACCAUUGCCAUGUCAGAUACAGACUUGUUGGCCUUGAUGACAGGGAAGAUGAAUCCACAGUCUGCAUUUUUCCAGGGCAAGCUGAAGAUCACAGGGAACAUGGGACUGGCCAUGAAGCUUCAGAGCCUGCAGCUGCAGCCGGGCAACGCCAAGCUGUAGAUGAGAUGUCGGAGCUAGCUGCAACUACACCUCUGAACACUGAAUAGUUAACCACGAAGAAUUUUACAGCAAGUCUGGUUUCAGAUAAAUUUCAAAGGUCUGUAAAGCUUCUCAUUACAGGUCUGAACCACUUUCUCUACAAGCGACCUCACUGAUCGACCAGGGGAUUAUUCAGCAGCCCUGCCAAUAUAACUGGAGAAUAAGAUAAUAAGAAGAUUCUCUAAUUAAGUCCCUCUCACAAUAAUACUCAGUACACUAGAGUAGUGACAAGUGCUCCCUACUUAUAGAUACUAAUUCAGUUUAUGUCCAGUUUUCAAUAAUUUCCUAAUGUCCGUUGCUAAAGAAGUCUUUCUUUUAGUGUACUGUGUCUGGAAAUGUUUUGAGUAGAGCAGAUUGAUGUCAUUUUCCACAAUCAUGGACAGCAGCCUAAGUGCCUCCUCGUCUCAGACUUGCAGUUCGCUCUAAGGUUUUUAGCCAACAUGUUUUUCACUGUGACCACCCAAUGUUUUAACAGAGGGGGUUGUACUUUUCUGCUGUACUAUCAUUAUUGUAUGAACCUCUAAAAGGAUUUCUACUUAAUAAAUUUUCUUUUGCUGCAAUGUG